AUGGAAGCUGUUUUACAAACAAAAGGGCUUCUUUCUUUGCCUUCAAAACCCAAAACCAAGGCUUUUUAUCCAUUACCUCAUGGGGGUUUAAGGCAUAGAUUCAAUUCUGGCCAUUCUUUGAAUACUCUAAAACCUAAGCCCUUAAAUGGGUUAUCUCUAUCUUCAAAUGGGUUCCAAAAAUUUCAAUGCUUUACUACAAAGCCUCAGCUUUUUGGCCAAAAGGACAGAUUUUCCCCAAUUUGCAAAGCUGAGGCUGCAGCUGCAGCUGAUGGCCAGCCACUUUUUGCAGAAAAAGAGCCACCUAAGUUCAUGGGAAUUGAACUUGUGACCCUUAAGAAAAUUAUACCACUUGGGGCAAUGUUCUUUUGUAUUCUCUUUAAUUACACAAUCCUUAGGGACACAAAAGAUGUAUUGGUUGUAACAGCCAAAGGGUCUAGUGCUGAAAUUAUUCCAUUCUUGAAAACUUGGGUAAAUUUGCCUAUGGCUAUAGGGUUCAUGCUGUUGUACACAAAGUUGGCCAAUGUGUUGUCAAAAGAGGCUCUUUUUUACACUGUUAUACUUCCGUUUAUUGCAUUCUUUGGGGCAUUUGGGUUUGUUUUGUAUCCUCUUAGCAAUUACUUUCACCCUACAGCUUUUGCUGAUAAACUUCUCAACUCUUUGGGUCCAAGAUUUCUUGGGCCAAUUGCUAUACUGAGGAUCUGGAGUUUCUGCUUGUUUUAUGUCAUGGCUGAGCUUUGGGGAAGUGUGGUGGUUUCAGUUCUCUUUUGGGGAUUUGCUAAUCAGAUUACGACUGUUGACGAGGCUAAGAGAUUCUAUCCUUUAUUUGGACUUGGUGCAAAUGUUGCUCUGAUUUUCUCAGGUCGCACAGUGAAGUACUUUUCUAGCCUGAGAAGCUCUUUGGGUCCUGGAGUUGAUGGUUGGGCCAUCUCUCUGAAAGCGAUGAUGAGUAUUGUAGUGAUGAUGGGUGGGGCAAUCUGUUUCUUUUAUUGGUGGGUGAAUAGAAAUGUUCCUCUCCCCACUCGAAGCAAGAAGAAGAAGGUAAAACCUAACAUGACCACAAUGGAGAGCUUGAAGUUCUUGGUUUCUUCAAAAUAUAUCAGGAAUCUUGCCACAUUGGUUGUAGCAUAUGGUAUUAGUAUCAACCUUGUUGAAGUUACAUGGAAGUCAAAGCUCAAAGCUCAGUUCCCAAGCCCCAAUGAAUACUCGUCGUUCAUGGGUGACUUCUCAACUGCUACUGGAAUAGCAACUUUUGUAAUGAUGUUGUUAAGCCAGUGGAUCUUUGAUAAGUAUGGAUGGGGAGCAGCAGCCAAGAUAACUCCUACAGUAUUGCUCCUUACCGGAAUUGGCUUCUUCUCCCUGAUUUUGUUUGGUGCCCCUCUAGCACCAGCUCUUGCAAAGUUCGGGAUGACUCCUCUUCUAGCAGCUGUCUAUGUGGGUGCAAUGCAGAACAUUUUCAGUAAGAGUGCGAAGUACAGUUUGUUUGAUCCUUGCAAAGAGAUGGCCUACAUUCCUUUGGACGAGGACACUAAGGUUAAAGGGAAAGCAGCAAUUGAUGUUGUCUGCAAUCCGCUGGGAAAGUCUGGAGGAGCUUUGAUACAACAGUUCAUGAUUUUGACUUUCGGUUCACUUGCCAGCUCGACUCCUUACCUUGGAGGUGUGCUCCUAGUAAUUGUUCUGGCAUGGUUGGGAGCAGCCAAAUCUUUAGAUGGCCAGUUCACUACAUUGCGUCGAGAAGAAGAGCUUGAGAAGGAAAUGGAGAGAGCAUCUUUGAAGAUCCCCGUCGUGUCUCAAAAUGACAAUGGAAGUGGUUCUCUCUCAAGUGGAUCAUCACUGAACCCCGCUGGAGGUGAUUCAACCGGCGCUUCAUCGGAACCCUCCUCCCCAAGGAGCCUGUAAUGUCAUUGGUCGAUCACUUACAGAACUGGAGGAAUAAAAAGCGAAACAGAAGAUGCAUCCGGUGGUAUCUUGGUUGCAGUCCAACUAUGAAUUAAUGUUGUCAAAUCUUUGUUGUUGGUUAUAGGAAUUCAUUUUUACCCGAGAGCAAUAAAUUAGAUACAAGAGAGGCAUGUCGCCAGAUUAACCAACCUGCCAUCCCACAUUUAUUUUCUGAUAGUUACACUUUUUCUCAGUUUUGUAGCUUGAGUUCAUUGGUUUUUAUGAAAUGCUGGUUGUUGAACCUCUUUUUGGCAAUAUAAGCAUGUUUUGUUUCUCCAAAAA
Molecule: messenger RNA, 2217 nt
Organism: Nicotiana tabacum (common tobacco)
Lineage: Eukaryota; Viridiplantae; Streptophyta; Magnoliopsida; Solanales; Solanaceae
Product: plastidic ATP/ADP-transporter
Biological process (GO): nucleotide transport
Cellular component (GO): membrane
Molecular function (GO): ATP:ADP antiporter activity
Source: RefSeq, a predicted model, not a curated record